Molecule: messenger RNA, 970 nt
Organism: Vitis riparia (riverbank grape)
Lineage: Eukaryota; Viridiplantae; Streptophyta; Magnoliopsida; Vitales; Vitaceae
Product: actin-related protein 2/3 complex subunit 4
Exons: 8
Coding region: 222-731 (169 amino acids)
Biological process (GO): actin filament polymerization; Arp2/3 complex-mediated actin nucleation
Cellular component (GO): actin cytoskeleton; Arp2/3 protein complex
Molecular function (GO): actin filament binding
Source: RefSeq, a predicted model, not a curated record
GUUUAUUUUCAGGGCCUAUUCCCUGGUUGGGCGAGGAGGGGAAGUGGUUCAUCUGCAUCACCAUCACCAUCACAGUUGGGCCACCUACAGUUUCCCCAGCAGGCGUCAUAGCGUCUAGGUUUCCACCAUCCAGAUCCAUGGUGGCAUAGGAGGAGAACUGGGUCCUGAAGUGGUUCCUUUUCAUCUCCACCUCCACUUUUCCGCAGCAGCCAUCCUGAUCCAUGGCAAACACAUCUCGAUUGUAUUUCACUUGCAUACGGAACACUCUUGAAGCUGCCAUGUGCCUGCAGAACUUCCCUUGUCAAGAAGUUGAAAGGCAUAACAAACCAGAGGUUGAACUAAAGACAAGUCCAGAAGUUCUGCUAAAUCCAGUUUUGAUUUGUCGGAAUGAAGCUGAAAAAUGCUUGAUAGAAACAUCUAUCAAUUCACUGCGAAUAAGCCUCAAGGUAAAGCAGGCUGAUGAACUAGAAAAUAUAUUAACUAAGAAAUUUCUUAGAUUUUUGUCAAUGAGGGCAGAAGCAUUUCAAGUAUUGAGGAGAAAACCAGUGCAGGGUUAUGACAUUAGCUUUCUUAUAACAAACUAUCACUGUGAGGAUAUGCAAAAACACAAGCUUAUUGAUUUUAUCGUGCAAUUUAUGGAGGAUAUCGAUAAAGAGAUAAGCGAAUUGAAAUUGUCGGUGAACACACGGGGGAGGCUUGUAGCUACAGAGUUUCUAAAGCAAUUCAUCUGAAGCUUGUUUCUGCAUAUAUUGUGCACCAUGUUCUUAAAAGUUACAGUGGGAUGCCAUAAGGAUUGUCUCUCUAGUGGUUCAGUGUUUGUUGUCUCUGAAAUUUAUUCUCUUUUUCUUUUCUUUUCAUUUAUUUGAUGUAUAUCUUCUCGUCAGAAUUCUUUUCUUUUCAUCUUUUGUAAGAUUCUACAAGGAAUGUCGCAAUGGUUGAACUAUGACUAGCACCAAGUUGAGACUGUCAA